GUGACACACGCGCCGACGUGACGCCCGCUGAGUGAGACAAGCACUCCUGAUGAUGACAUGUUUGUAUUUACCUGCCGACCACUCUGACACUCCUGCAGAGCUGCUUCCACCGACCGAACCAGCUUCUUCGUCCUUUGGUUUUAAUAAAUAACAAUAAUAAUAACAGUGAUAAUAAUAGAUGGAGGAGAGCAGCAGGCGGGGAAGGUGUUACACAUCUGGAUCGUACCAACGCGUCGGGUCGCUCCAGACGCGAGGAUCUGUCCUCCGCUGCGCAUGAAUAAUGGAUUCACUACAGGACUGCCGCUGUUGAUCUUUGCAUAAACCCAGAUGCCUCCCCUGCCUCUUGAUGAGCGCAUAGUGGUCAUUCAGCGCCCUAAAAACUUAGUCCUCUGCGAGGCUUCUCCGCAAACCAUCCCGCAGCACUCCUCCCAGAUAUCGGCCUCUUCCAAUGGACACGUCGCCCACCCUCCCCAUCUCCACCCUUCUCAGUCCCAUUUCUACUCACCCUCCUGUAAAUCUCUGACUCUGGAAUGCAAGCGCAGAUCCUCCCGCGUGCAGAAAUUCAAGGCCGACCAGCCUGUCGUCCCAGCGGGUGUCAGACACAUCCCUAGCCACUGCCACAGCAAUGGCACAGUAACUCUCGGCCCACGGCUCCCCUCCCACACUCAUACUAUUGAUAUCAGGCUGACAUUGGACAAAGGAGGACGUGGAGGAGGAUUCAGCAACUCGUUAGGACGCAGCGGAAGUGUUAAAGGUGGCAAAGGGAAAUGUGCCUCUUCGCCAUCGGAUCAAGGACAAUGUGAGAGAAAAACUGGAACUGCAGGGAGGCCAGGUGGAGUCGAACACAAGCCGCCGCGAAGCCGCUACAAUCAGCUGGCGUCUUCGCCCGGAGGCGUCCUACAGUUCGUCCCCGCUCAGGCGCAGCAGCAUAAGUUCAGGAGUGAAAGGGAAAAGGAAAACACCAGUUUUUCAAACAGAACCGACCAGGAAUUUCCCUCUCUAGGCCACAGAAAGAAUUCCAAACUGGGAACUGUCCAUCAAAGCCAUAAUAGUCAUAGUCUUCCCUACCACCACAACUCCGUCCCCGUGCCUCAUGCUGCCAUCCUAAACUCCAACUACUCCUCCUCCCCUCCCUCCCAACCCUCCCAUGUCCCGAUCUCCUUUCAGCAACUCAGCCAGCCGCACCCGUCCCGCAACAGGGAUCACCGCCCUCACAUCCUUCAUGGUCUACCCCUCUCCCCCUGCUCCUCCCACGCCGGAGGGUUCCCCAGCCCCGACCACACCUGCACCAUCGACUGCACCCACCCGUUCAGUUGCGGCUGCUGGAGGUUGGUAAGAUGCAGAGGGUGUAAGAGCCACUCAGCAAGCUGCCAAGGAGGUGGAGGAAGCUCGUCCACCUCGUUCUCCUGCGUUCACAAUGUCGGAGCAGUGAAGAAAGGAGGCAAAGAAAUGGGCCUCAGAAAUCUGGGUGGGUGUCUUUCCACCGCCUCCACCUCCAACACCUCCUCUUCUAACAGCACUGUGUCUGACUGCCGAGCAACCCUGUUCAAACCCCUCCGUUGUGCCUCCUGCUCUGGUGAGGCCGGGAACUUCGAGAGUCCAGCUAUCCUUCGCAAAAAACUGGUAGGAGGAUGCCUGCCCUGCGCCCCACUAGCCUCCUCGGCACCUCUCCGGGCAAUUCAGAGCUGCGUCACAGGCUGCAACCCCAAAGCCUCUCAGACAGGCAGCUCCACCUGCAGCUACUGCAGCAGCGACCCCAUAGUGGUGACAUUCAACCCUCGCCGAGGCAAACCCCCGGGAAGAGGCGUAGGAGCAGCUCAUCAGAUGGGUAUGUACCAAGCUGAUGAUGACGACUACAGCGUGCGCACUAUCUGGCCCGAAGAACUGGCCAAGAAGAUGACCCAUUCCAAAGCCCAAAAGAAUCACUGUGCCGGGAUGGGAGGAGGAGUCGGGAAAACCUGCGGAAGCCAGGCCCAAAAUGGCAGUAACGGAACAGGCCUCGUCCUUCUGGACUGUCAAAACCUCCAGGAAUACGCACAGCCUCAGCUAACAGACCAUGCUGGACGAAGGCGGCUUCAGCAGGGGAAAAUGGCCGCCCUCGAUUUUAUGGGCCGCAGGUCAUCCGGGUACGACGAUGGCCGGAGCUCGUUGAAGAGGCUCCUGAACAAAGGCGAUGACGUAGGGAUGGGCGACGGUCCUGAGCAAGACGGAGAUGCAGCAUAUCCACGUUCCCCUUCUCCCCGCUCUGCCUCCCCGCCAUCACCUGUGUCCUUCUCGCCUCCGCCGUCCGCCCCGAGCACACUCAUCAAACCCAAACCCUGGCAGAGAGACAGGGAGGGAGGACAUUCUCUGCCGUCGGCUCAGUCACUUCACCUGGCCCUCAACUCUCUGAACAGAGAGCAAGAUGAGGAGAACAGCAGAAUGCACCUUUCCCUGCCGCUCUCUUCUUCAUUGCCGGCUUCCCUGUCCGAUGAGAGUGUGAUGACUCCCGAUGCGGAGAACGCCGUCAUCAGUCCCAUCCUGCCCUUCCUGUUUCUGGGGAACGAGAGAGACGCCCAAGACCUGGACCUGCUGCUGCGCCUCAACAUCGGCUACGUGGUCAACGUGACGACACACCUGCCCCUCUACCACGUCAACUCUGGACUGCGCUACAAAAGGCUGCCGGCCACCGACAACAGCAAGCAAAACCUCCGGCAGUACUUUGAGGAGGUGUUUGAGUUCAUUGAGGAGGCAUAUCAGAGUGGACAGGGAGUGUUGGUGCACUGCCAGGCGGGCGUUUCCCGUUCUGCAACCAUCGUCAUCGCCUAUCUUAUGAAGCACACCCUCAUGACAAUGACAGAUGCCUACAAAUACGUGCGGAGCCGUCGUCCCGUGGUGUCCCCGAAUCUAAACUUCAUGGGCCAGCUUUUGGAGUUCGAGAGGGACCUCAACUCCGGGGUGACUCCUCGCAUCCUGAUGCCUAAACUUAACGGUGUGGAGACGCAGGUGUGAGAUAAAGGUCAGGGCUGAGAGGGCUAACGAGGAGAGAUUAAAGUGGCAUUAACGUGAGAGUGCAGCCGUGACGAGGAAUAUUACAACUGGGAAAACGAAGGGCAUUUAGUGCACUUUUAAUACUGUGAAACACGAGACAAAAGACUGGAUGCUGCGGUUGUUUAGGUCGUUAACUCUUAGACAACGUGACCAUCAUCCAGUACACUGUUUAUAUAAGAUAAUGUGCCAAUAUUUUGUAUAGACCUGACAUCACUCUCAGAUAUCUCUUUUGUUGUAUUCUGAUGGUUCUUCCGCUUUGUUUCCCCGUCGUUUACAUUCAGCCACAAACACACAGUGACUUUGCUGCCAUUAAUCGUUAAAGAUGCAUGCAGAACGGAAACGCAAAAAAAUAGAAAAUAAUGGAACGUACCUACUUCAUCUCCAACGCCGCCACAUGUAGCAACACACAGGUUAUUAACAACACAAUGCACUUUACCUCCCAUGCGUUUGUUUUUCAGUAUCGCCAACGACAAGAAAGAAUCUGUCGCACAGACCUCAGUCACUGUUUUGUGUUUUUUUGUUUUUUUUUGGGUUAAUAUGAUCAUGUUUAUGCGAGAACUGUGCAAUAGAGAAGCACGGACCUAGACGGUAGCAUUGAGUAGCAUUUUACCUGGAAACUUAUCACAAAAAAAAGCAGACGAACGGAUUAUGGAAAUGUGUAAGAAUGGUUUUAUUUGAGUGCAGCAGCCUGUGUGUUAAUAAUCCGAGAGCUUUGCAGUUAAAAAACCUCUCGCGUGUGACAAAAAAUGCAAAGUACAGCCGUUAUCAAUCGGUGUAAAUGUGUCCGAAGAAGCACGACGCGUUAAGACGCAGGUGAACACACUGACGUGAGCUCGUUUCGAACACGAACAAACAACUCAACAGUUAUUCCAGAGAUUUUUUUUAUGCUUUUUAUUUUUAUGAUUUCCAGGACGUUUGACUCCAGGUGUUGGAGUCAGCAGGUGUUUUUAUCUCCUGCUGUUACAAUGUGCUUUAAAAAAAAACAAAAACAAACAGACCUUCCCUCAGCUGUGCACUUUUUAUUUUGUGGUGAAUGCGUUAUUUUUUUUAAAUUAAUUUUUACGAUGUUUCACGGUGCACAGACGGAUGUUUCCUUCAAUUUAAAGAGCACGCGGUGGCCACAUUUAACAUCCUCCUUAAUUGGGGGAAUUUCUUUUGUAAUUCUUGAUUUCUUGCUUGCUUGCUAAGUUUUAUUCGAGAACCAAGUACCAAUUUGAAAAAUGUAUACAGCGUCCAGUAUCCUCCCUUUGUCACGAACACUCUUAAAGCCAAAAUCUACUUUAUAUUUAGUUACUUUAAUAUGUGAAGGAGAGAAUAGAUGAUUAAUGUUCCUUUGCCUUAUUGUCCUUACUGAUCUUCUUAACUAUGCCCCUGGUUGACUAUGCAUGUUUUAUUACGAAGGCUUUUGUUUUGGAUCAGAGAAGGUGACUUGAUUCACUGUGAAUUAUUUCUUUCGUAUGGUUAUAUGGUCGAGGCCUUGAGUCCCAGUUGUAGGUUCAGCCAAUCUGCACAGUUAAUCUUCUGGGUCGGCAAAAAACAAAACAGGGCUUUGGAAAUUAUUAAAUAUGGGGCUGUUUGAAAGUGUGUUUUUAUGACAGAGCAGUUACCAAACUGUACCCACGAGAGGCCCAUAAAUCAAUUAUAAUGCACAAGGUCAGAGCAGAUUGCCUUCUGUGUUGUGCAGCUUAUAAAAUCGGGGGCUAUAAACUCCACGAAAAACGCUAUUUGACUCGCAGAGCUCCAUAACUUCCUGUUCAAACUGCACAUUAUAUCAGUAAAAUUGAUGUUUUCUAAUCUGUGAGCUAAAGAUGAGAGUUACUUUGCACAUUUUCUACGCUGACGCCACAACACACUUUUGAUAACAUGCAGUCAUUUUUACGAGUUGAGCGUUUGCAACGGAGGAAAAAUGGUUUUUUUUGCUGCGGUGGAUCAAAUGUGACGAACGUGUGGAGAAUAAUUCAGUUUAUGCAAAAGAAGGUGAGAGAAGUUGUCGUUUUAACUUAUCUGUUAAAUAGGCGGUUGUGCAGACUGACAGGGACACUGAUAGUCCAGCAACAGGCACACAAAUAUGUUAUUGAUUAAUGAUCAUUUGACACACUUUGGGUUAAAGGGCUACUCCACCAGUUUUACAGCAUUAAAGUGUGUUUACAGUUUUGUAGCAGAUGUGAAGAAUGAAGAAAGAAGCUGCGUGUGAUCUGAUCAACUGUCUCCAAUGACACUACGUUGAAUUGUGGGUAAUGUAGGCACCAGGUUUUUAGAAGUAUCCCACACUGCACACUAACGUGUCACAGCUGUUUGUAAACCAAGAUUUUCAAAAUGGAUGUCAACUUGUUAUGCCUCCACGCCGGCGGCAGCCACAGUCGGACGAACAGACCAGACUUUGGUGGCCAAAAGGUUAAAGGUCACUGAGGACUCAUGGCUCCCUGUUAUCUUGCACACUGAGGUCAUUACUUCAAAUAUGGCAGAAACUUUGACUUAAGGAAUUUGGUGGAUUGAAUAUUUUUGACACAACUCAAGAAUUAAUACGAUAAUCAUGAUACAAGUUUACACAAAUGUCUGAUAAGAUAAAAUAAUGACGUGAUAAUAUUUGCCUACAUUACCCACAAUGCAACUUAGCCACUGGAGGCAGUUCAUCAAAUUAAAAUGCAGCUUCCUCUGCGGACACAAGCGAUAAACAGAUACAACUUUUUAAUGUGCGACAUUAGUGGAGCUGCCCUUUAAAGAGGGAACGUACAGAACUCGCUUGUGUCCAGAAAAAAACCCAAAUAAAUUUAAAUUACAGAGGCUGAAUUUAACCUCCAAGCUUUGUUAGUGUUUCUUUUUAACUUCUUGUCAUAUUUGAACCCGAGUCGCCCCCUUUCCCAGAUUUAAACUUAAAGAAAAAACGCCCUGUGACGAGUUUCUACAACCAAAAUGCCUUCGGUUCAGUUCAGCCGUGUGUCGUUUCGCUCCUCGACUUUGUAAAAUGAUCCUGACUUCUUGCUGGUUGGAUUUAUUUUCUGGCUAAGUGACUUUGAUAUAGGCUAUAUAUUUUUCUACAGUCAAACUUCUUCAUCAUGUCGGUUAUGCACAUACUGUUUUUUUUUUUUGUUUGUUUGUUUUUUUUACAUGAAUCUUUGUUUUGUACGAAAGGCCAUUCAGGGCAGAACGACAUCUUCCAACUCCGGACAGGUUUCAGCUCCACUUGCUAUCAGACCUCAGUGAACGUGGGUCCACAUCCUGUUUGUGCCGCUCGCCUUUUUCUUUUCCAGCCGGAGAGACUUCAACCAAACAUGCUGUUCACUCCUCCGGUCUCUCCGCUCACAGUAGGUGUAGGAUUAACCUUUUGCAGAGGGCCUGUUGCUGUUUUUAUACAGACUUUAUAUGCAAAAUGGCUGUCGGAGUGAUUUCUUUUAAGUCCACGGCGUGCGGACUUCUCGCCGUGUCAACGCUGACCUCAGUCGUUUGUACUCAACGUCAGAGACGCGUCGAAAGGAACAUUUUCUCUUUAACUCACACAAACUGAAGGGCCAGUGUCUCUGUGAGCGUCAGUGUGUGUGUGUGUGUGUGUGUGUGUGUGUGUGUGUGUGUGUGUGUGCAAAAACCUUCUGUUCAAGAAAAAAAAAAAAAAGAGGAACCGUUGUUUCUUGUAUGUACGAUAACUUUUUUCCAGGACGUUGUAUAUCCGUGCUUAUUUGUGGCAACUUAAUUACUCCUGUUUGUAUUUUCUUGCUCAUUUUCAAAAAAAAAAAAAAAAGACAUUUCCUUGUACCAAAUAUUCAACUGAAGGACACGGAUUCAACGAUGAUGACGUCGAUGAUGAUGCAGAGAUUCAAGAAAAACAAAAAGCAGAUCACCUCCUUCCUUCCUAACAGAGGGGGUAAGAACUCUUCAGGUAUGACUCUCGUAGUAACGCCGUGCUGUUCCGUCCUGCCUCCUGCCUCCUGCCUCCUCCAGAGACCCGAGAACUCAUGUUAUCUAACCUGUGAUGCUCCUCUGUCGCCCUCCUCCUUUUCAUAACGGAUUGUUUCUCUUGAGCAAAUGUAAUAUUUUCAUAUUGUAGUAACCCGGUCCCUUGUAUUUAGACGACGUUUUUACCUUCAUGCACUGUGACUAAUAUAAUGCUGCUAUAUCACAAAGACUUUUUUUUUUCUUUUUCUUUUUGUACGCCACGUUUUAGCCGAUGCGAAGUCGGAGGACAUCGCUAAAGGCGCCCCGGCUUCACAUUCGUUCCCAAAAAUUCAAUCCAAGCUUCUUCGUGCUGCCUCGACGCAGCGUAUUAAUCUCAGAUUGAUCGUGUGCACAACCGUAGGAUCUGUAGCUCCUCUCGAUGGUCUUCCUCUACAAGCAUGAUAGACAGAAAACAGACAAAUGUAGCAGUAAACUGUUAUUUCAAGGCCCGUCUCAUCGCUCAGUGUGCUUCGUUGAAACUGCGAUGUUGCUUUUUCUGCAGCAGUUUUCAUUUUGCCCUUUAGUUUAACGCCUAAUUAGGAUUAUUUGACAACAACCUGGACUCGAACCUGUCAAGUAAAAAUAAUUUAUUCUGUAGCUGAAAUAUGUGAAGAUGCAUAUUUGUAUCACAUGUUGCCGUGUGUGAUUAAAAGUGCAUGUGUGUACGCAGCCGUGUUGACGUGCAGCACAUUAAGAUUUGCUUAAAUAAUUGGGCGGAAACAAACACAUUUGUGACCGGAUUAAACACAGAUCUCAGAAUAUUUCUAAUUAUUUUGGGGGGAUUUCACAUUGUUGGCCUGCACACUUACAAUUAGCUAAUUGUACAACUUUAUUCAAAACUUCAAAUGUAAUAGUCUCCUGGACUUAAAUAGACAUAAUGAGUUUAUAAACAGUGCAGGUUGGUCCAAAACUUUGCGGCUAAUUAAAAACAUCUCAACAACUGUUGACGUUCCUAGAAAUGGUGCACAGACAUUCGUGGUUCCCAGAUGAUGCAUCCAACCAAAUUUUCAUCAUCCCCCGACUUUUCCUGCAGCGUCACAACGAGGUUGGCUUCCUUUAAUUUGAAGAGAUCUCUUAAACGAUUGUGUGAACUGCCCGUAAAUUUGGUUUCGGACAUUCAUGGUCCCCAGAAGAUGAUUUGUAAAAACAUUUUAAAACGUAUGUUUAUCCAGUACUUUGUUGUUUUUUUUUUACCAAAUGUCUGCAAAAGUAAUAAAAUUCCUUUGAGCCUCAGCUGCGCUUUGUGUUUGGUGCUAAUUAGCACUAAUGCUAACACGCUAAAGUGCGGUGUUUAACAUGUGUGUGUUCUUAAGAUGCUGCUUCUGUCACUGCACAUGUUUAAUAUAACUGCGAUACAAAUCUGAACAUGUUAACACAACCUGCAUCUGUCAUGAUUUGUUUUUUGACAGGCAACAAUCUGCCACAUGUAAUUCUCUACUGUGCAAAAAUAUAUAUAUAUAUAUAUUCUGUUUACGGCACAUACAGUAUAUAGAUCAUAUGUAAUUGAUCUCAUGUUACAAUGUGACGUCAAGUACUUUUAAAAAAUGGAAUUGGUAGACGAAAUUAAUACUGAACAAUAGUAAUGAUUGUUACAAUUCCAGUCAUACAUGCAGGAUUAUAAACAGACCUCUGCAGGCGAGAGAAGGAAGAAUUUGGGGCUUUUUGUGUUGUAGAUGUUUGUGUUUCUGACGUCAGAGCUUACAAGAAAACUGCAUUUAAAGAAAAUGUUUGGACCCGAUUUAAUUUGCCUCCUUAUGAAAAAUAUAUUCUCAGCUUCCAGGAGCUUUCUGGGCAAACAGACUUUGAGAAUCUCGAGUAGAUCUCCGACUUAAAAGUCCUGAAAAAUGAAAAAUAAAAAUGCAGUGUAGCACAAAAUAAUAUGCAGAACAGCCGUGUGGGGUUUAUGCUGACAUACGCUUCAGAGAAACUGUAGUUAACAAAGUCAAGAUUAUUAUCUAAAAUCUGAAAUACACGCAGGCAGUGAGAUGUUUGAGGAUCAGAAACUAGUUUUAGAGUUUUUUUGACAGCAGCAUUCAGUAAAAGAGACAUGUGGGAUUUGAUCACUGGGUUUAGAUGCGACUGUACCACGCUGGCAGAACAGCUGAUGGUCAAACACGCUGCGUAAAGAGAUAAAUUUAAAAAAAAAACAAAGUCUUUCAGAGGAGUUCAGCUGCUCUUCGGUUCACACUCCUUCUUCUUCUUCUCCUCUCUCUUCCAUUUCUGUUCGUUUUUAGCAGCAGCUCUGAAUAAUUUGGUUCCUGUGUUGGUGACAUGAUUCGAAGAUUUCCCCCAUCAAGUGAUUUUAAUUGCUGUCUUGUCUCCUCAUCUGUUGGUUAUAGAUGAAUAUGAUAAUGUUACCUUAAAUAGCAUCCUAAAGUGUGCAGUGCAAACAAAAAAAAAAAAAAAAACAAAACCUGAUGGCUGGAUUGUGAAGUUGUUCUCCAUGUUAAUUUCUAGUAAACACACUGGAACUGGCUCUUUUUGAAUAAAAAAACAUUUUAAAAAUU
Messenger RNA from Acanthopagrus latus (yellowfin seabream), 9467 nucleotides. Its product is annotated as dual specificity protein phosphatase 10. Gene Ontology annotation, molecular function: MAP kinase tyrosine/serine/threonine phosphatase activity; protein tyrosine/threonine phosphatase activity. NCBI's taxonomy places the organism in Eukaryota, Metazoa, Chordata, Actinopteri, Spariformes, Sparidae. Gene Ontology annotation, cellular component: cytoplasm; cytosol. Gene Ontology annotation, biological process: protein dephosphorylation; negative regulation of JUN kinase activity. The transcript has 4 exons. The record is from RefSeq and is a predicted model, not a curated record. Bases 328 to 2991 code for a protein of 887 amino acids.